Messenger RNA from Rosa chinensis, 709 nucleotides. RefSeq lists its product as uncharacterized. Bases 86 to 499 code for a protein of 137 amino acids. The record is from RefSeq and is a predicted model, not a curated record. The transcript is spliced from 3 exons. Lineage: Eukaryota; Viridiplantae; Streptophyta; Magnoliopsida; Rosales; Rosaceae.
ACAAACCAAGGAAUGGAUGUCUGAGUUGUUCACUCCGGAAGAGGUUCAGUUGAUUUGUUAGAUUCCUCUGAGUGUCAGAAACCCGAUGGAUAGAGUUGUGUGGCACUUCACUAAAAAUGGCUUGUACAAUGUGAAGAGGCACGGAUACAGCCUAAGGUCAAAAGCUUCAUUUGGAGGUUUGCGCGUGGCAUUGUUCCAACAAAAGAGGCACUGGCAAGGAGACAUGUCCAGCUUCCAAACCAGUACGUUGGGCCUUAAAGCUAGAAAUCACCAGUCGUCCUCUUUAUCUGGUUGGAUAUUGGACAUGAUGGAGGUACUUCGAGCGCAACAGCUAGAUAUUUUCUUCAUGGCUGCUUGGACAAUUUGGGUGGAACGAAACAAUGCUGUCUGGAAUGGGAGUGACUUUGUGCCCGUGCAUGCUGCGUCUUGGUCGAUGAAUCUCCAUGAGUACCAAAUGCAAUCAAGUGACCAAUUUUCAGUCACCCAAUCAAUCGAUUAGGUGGGAACCAGCGAUAUGGUUGGGCAAUCAAUUGCCGUUGGAUUCCUCUUCUUGUCCUUAUCACCCUACUGUUAUCAAUUAGAUCAUGGCUGCAAUUGCUUUUAGGAAAUUUUACUUAUUUCUGAUAAAGUGAUAAACAAUAGACAAGCUUGGCCCACUUUAUCCGUUACUAAUUGACGUUGUACUGAUAACGUUCUAAAUCUAAUGACU